AUGCCUGUUGACAACCCUGAAACCAUCCAGGCCGGUGGCCUUGAGAACCUCGACGCCGACGGCGGACGUCGAAUCGCUGUGGCCAAGAACGAAGUUGUCGAGUUCUCCCGCCGCGAGUCAGAAUAUGACAACAUUCCCACAGAGGAGGAGCUCCACGGCCCCAAUGCUCUUCGCAGAACUGCCGCCCCUAUCCCAUGGGCGGUUUACACUGUCGCAUUCAUCGAGCUGUGCGAGCGUUUCUCAUACUACGGAACUCAAGUUGUUUACUCCAACUUCGUCAAUCAUUCUCUUCCGCUCCCGGCGCCAGAUGGGCCACCGGGCUCUCAUCACAACACGGGUGCAGGGGGUGGCACCGAUCAAGGUAUCUCCGGUGCUCUUGGUCAAGGCCCAGAAACUGCAAAUGGCAUCAACACCUUCAACACCUUCUGGAUCUACUGCGUGCCUCUUCUCGGUGCCUACAUGGCCGACGAACACUGGGGAAGAUACAAGACCAUCUGCAUUUCCAUUGCCAUCGCCAUCAUCGGUCACAUCGUCCUUGUCAUCUCCGCCAUCCCACCAGUCAUCACCCACCCAACCGCCUGCUAUGCUGUGUUCAUGCUCGGUCUCAUCAUCAUGGGCUUCGGCACGGGUGGCUUCAAGCCCAACAUCUCACCUUUGAUCGUUGAGCAGAUCGACGUGACCCGCGCCUUCGUCAAGAUCCUGCCAUCUGGCGAGCGCGUGGUCGUCGAUCCCAUCAUCACCCAGAGCCGGAUCUACCACUACUUCUACCUCUUCAUCAACAUCGGUGCCCUCGUCGGCCAGAUUGGGAUGGUGUACGCCGAGAAGUACGUCGGAUUCUGGCUGUCAUUUUUGCUGCCGCUCAUUGCCUUCCUGACCACGCCUGCUGUCAUGUGGUGGGGGCGAAAGCGAUAUCAACAGCGUCCUGCCUCUGGCUCAGUCGUGGCCAAGGCUUUCCGCUGCUACUUUUACGGCAUGAAGGGGCGCUGGUCCUUGAACCCGUACAGCUUGUACAAGCGCACCAGCGACGGGUCUGUCUGGGAAGCGAUGAAGCCAUCCAACAUCCAACCAUCUCAACGACCUUCGUGGAUGACCUUUGACGACGCCUGGGUCGAUGAAUUACGCCGUGGGUUUGCCGCCUGCAAAGUCUUCUGCUACUACCCACUCUACUGGCUUGCGUACGGUCAGCUCACGAACAACUUCACUGCCCAAGCCGGUACCAUGACACUUAACGGUGUUCCCAAUGAUGUCGUUACUAACCUGGACCCAUUCGCCCUCAUCAUCUUCAUCCCGCUCUGCGACUUGUUGCUGUACCCCGGCCUCCGAAGAAUGGGCAUCAACUUCACCGCGCUCAAGAAGAUCACCGUGGGUUUCUGGACUGCUGCUGCUGCUAUGAUCUGGGCCGCCGUGGUUCAGUACUACAUCUACAAGCGGUCUCCUUGCGGUCACCAAGCCAACAACUGCUACAAUGACGACGGCACCGUCAACCCGGCACCUCUCAACGUCUGGAUCCAGACUGGCUGCUACGUGCUCAUUGCCUUGUCGGAGAUCUUCGCCUCCAUCACCUCGCUUGAGUACGCUUACUCCAAGGCACCCAGAAACAUGCGAUCGCUGGUCCAGGCCAUCGCUCUCUUCACCAACGCCAUCUCCGCCGCCAUUGCCGAGGCAUUGAACCGCCUCUCUGGUGAUCCACUAUUGGUCUGGAACUAUGGUGUAUUCGCUGUUGUUUCAUUCGUGGGCGGGUGUCUCUUCAUCUGGCAAUUCUGGAAUCUCGACAAGGCUGAAGACGAGCUCAACUUGUUGCCCGAAGGUCAUGUCAUUGCUGCAAAGGACGUUGAAGAGAUGUCGAUCAGCGAGCCGGAGCCUCGCACGAUCGAUGAGAAGCAUUGA
This is a messenger RNA of Cladophialophora yegresii CBS 114405, 1887 nucleotides long. Its product is annotated as POT family proton-dependent oligopeptide transporter. Gene Ontology annotation, cellular component: membrane. Gene Ontology annotation, molecular function: dipeptide transmembrane transporter activity. The transcript has 4 exons. Gene Ontology annotation, biological process: transmembrane transport; oligopeptide transport. Bases 1 to 1887 code for a protein of 628 amino acids. The record is from RefSeq and is a predicted model, not a curated record. NCBI's taxonomy places the organism in Eukaryota, Fungi, Ascomycota, Eurotiomycetes, Chaetothyriales, Herpotrichiellaceae.